AUGGUGAGGACUGUGGAGCGUUGGAGAAUCAGAGAAAGCACUACACCCACACUUUUCCGCUGGAGUCCGUCCAAGCUGCCCAUCACACGCCGGCGCAAGCCCGGAAUCCGAACGCCGGCCGCAACUCAAAUUAACGGCAAACGCGACACAUGCCACAGAUCAAUCAAGAUUACCUCGGCUCUGAAACGUGUUCAAGGGUAUAGAGUCACUGACAGGAGAUUAGCAUGCCUUCUGCUCCUUCAAGCCUUCUCCCUUCUGCGUCUCUGCCCUGCGGAGAGGACUUGUCCAAACAGUUGCCGAUGUGAAGGCAAGAUUGUCUACUGCGAGUCCGCGUCCUAUCAGGAGGUGCCGGAGAACAUUUCAGUGAGUUGCCAGGGCCUGUCGCUACGCUACAAUGACCUUCACACAAUGCUCCCCUACCAGUUCGCCCACCUUAACCAGCUCCUCUGGCUCUACCUUGACCAUAACCAGAUCACAUUCGUAGACAGUCGUGCUUUUCAGGGUAUACGGAGGCUCAAGGAGCUCAUCCUUAGCUCCAACAGGAUUUCGCAACUCCAUAACGCAACCUUUCACAAUGUGCCCAACCUGCGUAGUCUGGACCUCUCCUAUAACAAGUUACAGGAGCUCCAGCCGGGGCAGUUCCAUGGCCUCCGUAAGCUCCAGAACCUCCACCUCCGCUCCAACGGGCUUACGAGUAUCCCGAUCCGGGCCUUUCUGGAAUGCCGAAGCCUAGAGUUCUUGGAUUUAGGGUACAAUCGGCUGCGUAUUCUGACGCGCACCACGUUUCUGGGUCUGUCCCGCCUGAUGGAGCUGCACCUGGAACAUAACCUGUUCUCCAGGAUAAAUUUUUUCCUGUUUCCGCGCCUUGCUAACCUCCGUGCCCUCUACUUGCAGUGGAAUCGUAUCCGAGCGGUUAACCAGGGUCUUCCUUGGACCUGGCACACGUUGCAAAAGCUGGACCUGUCCGGGAAUGAGAUUCAGGCCCUGGACCCGGUUGUUUUUCAGUGCCUGCCAAACCUGCAGGUCCUCAACCUGGAAUCCAAUAAGCUAAACAAUGUUUCUCAGGAGACCGUGGUUGCCUGGACUUCCCUGACCGCGAUCAGCCUUGCGGGGAACAUGUGGGACUGUGGACCGGGCAUUUGUCCUUUGGUGGAGUGGCUUAGGAACUUUCGUGGAAGUAAGGACACCAGUAUAAUCUGCAGCACUCCCAAGCAUCUCCAAGGUGAGAAAGUCAUAGAGGCGACCAGGAAUUACAUAGACUGCAGGGAUUUUGAGACGUCAGAGCCGAUUCCAGAACCUACCCCUGAGCCGACCGAUGCCCCUACCAGCCUCCCGCCACCAUUGCCGCCCCCAGCCUCCCAGACUACCAAUCCACCCCUACGGGCUCUGCCAGGACCCCAGCCCUUGCCCACCUUUCCCAGCCUUUUCGUGACAGACCCCAGAAACCCCCCAGACCAGACUCCCUCCCCCUCCAACAGCCUGUCGGUGACCCCAGGCCCAGAGCCAAAGAACAUGUACCUGCACAAGGUGGUGGUGGGCGGAGUAGCGCUGUUCUUCUCCGUGUCGCUCAUCUUGACCGUGAUCUACGUGUCGUGGAGGCGAUACCCCAGCUCUGCCCGGCUGUUUCAGCAGCGCUCGGUCGUGGGCCGCAAGCGACGGAAAAAGAGCCCGGAGCCAGAGCAGAACCUCAGCUCUCAGCUGCAGGAAUAUUACAUGAGCUACAACCCUGCCGCCACUCCGGAGGCUCUGGAUGUGUUAGCCAACGGGACGGGUGCGUGUACCUGCACCAUAUCUGGCUCCAGGGAAUGUGAGAAUGAGUACACGUGCCCGAGACCGCUGCCAGGAGCCUGGCUUGGAGACGUACCCACAAUGCACUAA
This is a messenger RNA of Chanos chanos (milkfish), 1878 nucleotides long. RefSeq names its product leucine rich repeat transmembrane neuronal 4 like 1 (gene lrrtm4l1). The transcript has 4 exons. Gene Ontology annotation, molecular function: protein binding. The record is from RefSeq and is a predicted model, not a curated record. Bases 1 to 1878 code for a protein of 625 amino acids. Lineage: Eukaryota; Metazoa; Chordata; Actinopteri; Gonorynchiformes; Chanidae.